AUGGCUGCAACACAGCAAGAGGGCUCGGACCAGAACUUUGAUUAUAUGUUCAAACUGCUUAUCAUCGGCAACAGCAGUGUAGGAAAAACUUCCUUUCUCUUCCGCUAUGCCGAUGAUUCCUUCACCUCUGCUUUCGUCAGCACUGUGGGCAUAGAUUUCAAAGUGAAAACAGUCUACAAGAACGACAAGCGGAUCAAACUACAGAUAUGGGACACAGCGGGUCAGGAGCGAUACCGGACCAUUACCACAGCAUACUACAGAGGAGCUAUGGGCUUCAUCCUGAUGUAUGACAUCACCAACGAGGAGUCCUUCGGUUGUGUGCAGGACUGGUCCACCCAGAUUAAGACGUACUCAUGGGACAAUGCCCAGGUAAUCCUGGCGGGGAACAAGGCUGACAUGGAGGAGGAGAGAGUGGUGUCAGUGGAUAGUGGUCGGAUGCUGGCCGAACAGCUUGGGUUUGAGUUCUUCGAGACGAGUGCCAAGGACAAUGUCAACGUAAAACAAACAUUUGAGCGUCUCGUCGACCUCAUCUGUGACAAGAUGUCCGACAGUUUAGAAACUGACCCGGCUGUCACCACAGGAACGCCCAAUGCUAGGCUAACUGACAACCCUCCUCCCUUGCAGCAGCCCAACUGCGGUUGUUAA
This is a messenger RNA of Salvelinus namaycush (lake trout), 645 nucleotides long. Its product is annotated as ras-related protein Rab-3C-like. The coding region runs from base 1 to 645 and encodes 214 amino acids. Gene Ontology annotation, molecular function: GTP binding; GTPase activity. Gene Ontology annotation, cellular component: plasma membrane; endosome; synaptic vesicle. Lineage: Eukaryota; Metazoa; Chordata; Actinopteri; Salmoniformes; Salmonidae. Gene Ontology annotation, biological process: regulation of exocytosis; protein localization to plasma membrane; protein secretion. The transcript has 4 exons. The record is from RefSeq and is a predicted model, not a curated record.